AUGAGUUCCGAUCCCAAGUUCCCAUGCAGCAUGCAACUGCACAUCCCUUUCCCUACGCCCCGCCUGGCCUCCGCGGCCCUCAAAGCCCUCCAUGUCGACCCCGAGCUCUCGCCCCUCGUCCAAAGACAUCUCUCCGUUGUCUCUCCAUCCACAAGCCUCAACUCCGACGAGCAUGCACAGGUGCUGCAGGUAGAGUAUCAGGCCACGACGAAUCGCAUGCUGCGGGUCGCCGUCAACUCCUUCAUGGAGGGCCUCAAGCUGGUCUUGGAGGUCAUGGAGCAGUUGGACGUCGACAUAUUAGCUACAGAGAAGACGAAUUCAAUCAAAUCUCCGUGA
Messenger RNA from Trichoderma virens Gv29-8, 336 nucleotides. RefSeq lists its product as uncharacterized. The transcript has 2 exons. Gene Ontology annotation, cellular component: EKC/KEOPS complex. The coding region runs from base 1 to 336 and encodes 111 amino acids. The record is from RefSeq and is a predicted model, not a curated record. NCBI's taxonomy places the organism in Eukaryota, Fungi, Ascomycota, Sordariomycetes, Hypocreales, Hypocreaceae.